Messenger RNA from Clonostachys rhizophaga, 2904 nucleotides. Lineage: Eukaryota; Fungi; Ascomycota; Sordariomycetes; Hypocreales; Bionectriaceae. The record is from the annotation of a GenBank genome assembly.
AUGUCGGGCGACACGCCUCCUCCGGAGGCACCAAAUCCGGCACACCCAGAGAUGAGCCAUGAGGAAGUGGUGCAAGAAAAAGAGGACGCCGUUCUACAACUCUUAGACAAUCUGGCAUCGAUCUCACGAAAGAUCACUGAGAGCAAAGUUGAGCCCUCAGAUAUUGACUUGUCUACGUGGGACUCUACAUACCGAGGCAUUGAGCAGGACUUCGAGAAAUUUUCCACCCACAUCGGUAUCUGCGGCGAUACAGGCCUCGGGAAGACGAUGCUACUGAACACUCUGAUUAAUGACACAAUAGACAUCGCGCCAAGUUCCCAACGGGCCGCCUGCACUGCGGCAGUCUGUUGCUUCCAGAAUCAUUAUCCGGAGAGCGGCACGUCGAAAUUCAGGGCCAAAGUUACAUUCAAGAGCAAGGAAGCCGUUGAACAAGAGCUAGCGUCCAUGUUCCAAGAAAUGAAAGAUCUCCACGAUCGAGUGGAAGCGGAAGGCUCAGACGAGAUAACAAGAACUGAGGAAGUCCGUUUCCAAGAGCAAAUUAAGGUUAUUAGCGGGUGGUCAGGAUUCAGUCCUGCUCAGGUGAAAGAGCUUGGCUUGUCGGAUCAAAUUGACCAAAUCACAAGCUGUUGCGAGAGUGCGAACAUGCUUUUCAAUCUUUCUCAGCCCAACAUAGCUAAGCAUACUCGCCUCAACGCGGAUAACCCUCAAAAGUUUUUGCGAGAAGUGACGCCCUUUGUGGGCUCUGUUUCAAAUGCGAAGAGAGGACAACUCCGGUGGCCACUUGUUGAGCUCGUCAAAAUCUGGCUUCCCUCUCCGCUUCUCUCCAGAUGUUCAGGCCUAGUCUUGGUUGAUCUGCCUGGCCAAAUGGACGCUCUAGAUUCCCGUUCGCAGGUUGCUAGAGAAUAUUACGACAAGCUCGACAAAAUGCUCAUAGUCACUCCAGCUGACAGAGCUCAAGACAAUCGAACGGCCACGGAACUCAUCUGUGCAGACCAAAUUUACGAUUUAGAAGCAAGUGGCAAGCUCGAUGAUAACUCGAUCGCUAUCAUUAUCACCAAGGUUGAUCAACUCGACUGGGAAAAGUACGUGAAUACAGAGGCAGAUCCAGAUUCUAUCUGCCCAUCUUUUGCCACAGACAGAAAUCUCUACGAGGAGAAGUCUGAACAGUUGAGAGAUCUACAGGAGAAAAUAGUCUCUCUCAAAGCUGAAGGCAAUGGGUGCCCUGAGCCUAUUUCCGGGAAUAGCUCUUCAAAGCGUGCGGUCCAAGACUCCUCGCAGACUUCCCCCGAGCUGACCCAAGCGAUGAAUCUACGCCACGUCCUAGAGAGCGAGGUCAAGGAAUUGUACAACCGCUGCUUGGCGGCUUGCAUCCAAUCACGGUCCAAGGGUAGCGUGGAAGCUCUCCAGGUUUACUUCGACCAGGUCCGCAACUCUGCUCGUCAAACUCGAGACGCUUCUACUGUAUUGUCAGUCUUGCCCGUUAGCAGUAAAGCUCAGCAAAGCCUCGCAAGAAAACUCCCCAUGGACGGCUUCCCUGAUAGUACAGCAACAGGAUUCACUUCUUUAAAAGAUUGGAUUGUCCAAGCUACUCUGACAAGCAGAGAAAUCCAAGCUGACAACAUCCUUUACCGAUGCAAAGUCUCUUUUGAUGCAAUCGAAGAGUGGGCUGUAGACAAACCUAGAGCUCCAUUCCAGUUGCCUCGGGCAUCUAAACCAGAGAUUGAACAAGUGUUGAAGGAAGCGUCCCUAAAGCUAAAAGCGGAACUCCAAAGAUCUGAAAACAACUUGCAGGGGGUGGUGGGAAGGCUGGAGCCUUAUAGAGCCUCCAAGAAUGGGGCAGAUGAUCCUGCCAUCACUGGGUUUUCAAACCUUGUUGAUAGGUUCCAAAAGGAUAUCGAUGGGACCAGGCUUCAUUGGAGUACCUAUUCGGCAUGCAUUCGUCGCCAAGGGCGCCAAUUUCACACAUCCCACAAACCCCGAAAGACACAUUGCUGGGAGGCAAGAUUGUACGGUCACUACUGGGCCAAGAAGGCGCAUGUCUGGAACUUUGCCUUCACCAAGAAACUUCCGGCAUACUUCGUCGAUCUGGCCAAGAAGGCUGGGCAAAACAUCUUCCACAACCUGCACGCGACCUGUAACCUUGACAGUUUGCCACUAGAGUAUAGAGAGGCAUUCGGACGAGUGGCUUAUAAAGCUUAUAACUUAGCAAUGGAGCAUCAGUCUAAGAUGAUUCAGACCGCAGCUCAUUUUAGGGCAAAUAUCAACAAAAUUCGCCUCAAGUCCCGAGCGUAUAUGAAUGAGCCUAUGAAGGAAGGCUAUAUUGAAGCUUCUCAGCAUCAUGGGAAGGGAAUGGUAAAGAAACAGAUUCAGACGAUGCACGACUUUGCAGUCAAAGAAGGAGAUGAAAUCAUCAUCUCUAUUGGAGCCAAAGUCUCGGAGGAAUUAAUUGAGUGCCGGAAGCAACUCCUCAAAAAAUACAGAAAGUUGAACAAGGAGUUGAUUGAAAAUCUUGGCAAAAUCGAGACCCAGGUCCUUAAACAACUCUGCUCAGGGUCCAAAGACGCCCCGGAUUGCGCUGCCGAGGUCAAGGAACUCCGGAGCUCUCUUCUUGACGAUAUCAAGAGCUGGAACGAGUACUGGGACUCACAUGGGACCAAAAUAGGACCGAUCAGAAUCCCACCAUGUGACGAAACGCUGGUGGCCGAUGCGCCUGACGAAGACGAAAAGAAUAAGCCGAAGAAGGCCUCAAAGGGAGAAAAGAAGCCUCGAAAGGCAGCAGCUCCGGGCAAAAAAGCCAAGGGCAAGGCGAAGAAGCCCAUCCAAGAAGACGCCAAGGACGAAUGGUGCGAUGGAUCUGAGCAAGAGGAGCCUGGCUACGCUACACCGCCGGAGGAAAAGAAAUGA